GUCGAGAAAAUAAAUUAGAAAAGAGUUUCUGUCUGUUUCUUUCUUCCACCCUCUGAGCCAGUGAGCCGCCUUCCCUUCCUUGUUACUCUCCUCUCGCUCAACCGGUUCCUCCCAAGCAAGCACGCAAGCAAGAAGCUGCUUUCGAUCUUCCUUUUCGUGCCCUCGUUUCUAAUCCUCAAAAAGGGACACUACAGACAUGUCUGAAUCGAAGGAUGAGAAAGCACAGGUUGCAGCCGACAGGAUCAAGGCCGCAGCACUCACUGCUUCCAAAGGUUUAAGCCGUACCCAAGCCGAGAGAGCAGCGGCCGCAGCUUCCAGGAACGUCAACGCUUACGGUCAGAAGGAGGAAGGUCCGAGCAGAUGGCAGGAGAAGAGGGAAGCCAAGAGGCAGAUGUAUCUGAUGAGUACCGAGAAAGCCGUCAGGCUUGGGGAGAGGAAGGACAAGUCGGUGUCGGCAUCUGUCGUGGGAGGAGGAGGAAGCAGCUUGGCGGCUUCGCAGUGCCAGAAGUGUUUCCAGACGGGGCACUGGACUUAUGAGUGCAAGAACGAGAGGGUUUACAUCUCUAGGCCUUCCAGAACCCAGCAGCUUAAGAAUCCUAAGCUGAGGAUGAAGCCUUCUGUUGAUGAUCUUGGUGAUGAUGAGAAGGUAGAUGCAGGAAACGGGAAGGAUGAGGAAGGUGAGAGGCGGUCGUCUAAGAAGAGCAAGAGAAAGCAGAGGUCGAAAUCUGAUUCCGGGAGUGAUAGCGAAGGCUCUGUGUUUGAAACAGAUAGUAGUGACGGCUCUGAAUCAUCCGGAGAGAGUGAUUCAGAGUACAGUUCGUCGUCUGACUCGGAGGAGGAGGAAAGGAGGAGGAGGAGAAGGAAUAAGAGGAAGAGCAAGAAGAAGCCAAAGCAGAGGAAGGAAAGGCAAAGGAGAAGAAGAUACAGCUCUUCUUCAUCUGAGGGGUCGUCUGAUUCAGAAUCAGCUUCGGACUCUGAUUCUGAUGAAGACAGAAGAAGCAGUAGAAAGAAGAAGAGCAAGAGGCACAGCAGCAACAAAGGUCGUUGAGUUGGGUUUUAGGAAAAUCUGAAGUGGAUGAUGAGUACUUUUUUUCUAUAUGCGUUUUUAGAGUGAGUCAUUUUGAGCUACAUGAAGAAUACUCGCAGCUUCUUUUUCUCAUGUUUCAACUUUCCCUUUUCUCAGCCAUUCAUGGCUUUGUGUUGUAGUAAACUGAUGGAUUUGAGAAUCUCUUUUAGUUUUCAGAA
Raphanus sativus (radish) is the source of this 1245-nucleotide messenger RNA. RefSeq lists its product as uncharacterized. The record is from RefSeq and is a predicted model, not a curated record. The transcript has 2 exons. Gene Ontology annotation, molecular function: zinc ion binding; nucleic acid binding. Bases 197 to 1048 code for a protein of 283 amino acids. Lineage: Eukaryota; Viridiplantae; Streptophyta; Magnoliopsida; Brassicales; Brassicaceae.